Messenger RNA from Cryphonectria parasitica EP155, 692 nucleotides. RefSeq lists its product as uncharacterized. Bases 350 to 643 code for a protein of 97 amino acids. NCBI's taxonomy places the organism in Eukaryota, Fungi, Ascomycota, Sordariomycetes, Diaporthales, Cryphonectriaceae. The transcript has a single exon. The record is from RefSeq and is a predicted model, not a curated record.
AAGAGAGAGAAAUGGAAGAGGGUUCCGGGAGUUGGCGCAGAUGACGACAGAAAAUGGAGGGGCCCGCCUGGUGGUCCCUUUUUCUGCUGGUCCCUCUUUCCUCUGCUGCGGCAGCUUCUGGGCUGGUCUCUGGCAGGGGUUGUUCUCGUGCCUCGCCCUCGGAUUGGCUGGGGUGGGGAUGGAAGGUGGUUGACCUUGUGCUUGGGGGGAGCAGUGGACAAGCAGGAGACUAAGUGGCGGCUGCAGGUGAGCUGGCCUAGUGGGCAGUGAUGACCACAAAACUGAGACUCGACACCUAAUCAGAACCCUCCCCUCUCGAUGCGCGUGGCUACAAACCGCCCUCGCGUCGAUGUUCGAGAGUUGUGGACGAAUUGUUCGAGGCCUUGUUCGAGUUCCAGAACGUAGAGAAAAAGAGGGUCUGAAAAAUCCUCUUGCUCUUCUUCUUAUUCCCGCUUCUUCUCCUCGUCCUCAAUACAGAAGGGAAGCGUGCAAAGCCACGGGGGCUCGAAAGAGGAGUGGAAGUGGUGGGGUCGUCCUCCUUCGGAACUAUUCCUGUUGUCUGACGAGGUAUAUUUAUAUGGGAAUGCAGGUCGCUCAGCAGGCCGCCAGGCACAAAAUUGCCGGAAGGUCUGUCUGUGAAUAGGAACACACCUAAUCGUAUAUUCUCUCCUGGGCUAGGGAUGCUAUUGUCG